Microthlaspi erraticum is the source of this 1158-nucleotide messenger RNA. The record is from the annotation of a GenBank genome assembly. Lineage: Eukaryota; Viridiplantae; Streptophyta; Magnoliopsida; Brassicales; Brassicaceae.
AUGGUGGGCUCAGGAAGUGUUGGAGGAGAUAGAAGCAAAGAUGCUGUAGGAAUGAUGGCACUUCACGAAGCACUUAGAAGCGUCUGUCUUAACUCCGACUGGAUUUACUCUGUUUUCUGGACCAUUCGUCCCCGACCGAGGGUCCGUGGUGGUAAUGGCUGCAAGAUUGGUGACGAAAGUGGCAGCUUGAUGUUGAUGUGGGAAGAUGGGUUUUGCGGAGGAGGAGGAGGAGGAGGAGCAAGAAGUGAAGAUGUUUGUCUGGAACCAGACAUUGAAGGUGAAGAUCUUGUGAGAAAAGCUUUCAGCAAGAUGUCCAUUCAGUUAUAUAAUUAUGGAGAAGGAUUGAUGGGUAAAGUUGCUUCUGAUAAAUGUCACAAGUGGGUAUUCAAAGAACCAUCUGAAUCUGAACCAAAUCUUGCUAAUUACUGGCAGAGUUCUUUUGAUGCUCUUCCUCCAGAAUGGACCGACCAAUUCGAAUCAGGCAUUCAGACAAUUGCUGUGAUUCAAGCUGGACAUGGACUGUUACAGCUAGGUUCUUGCAAGAUUAUUCCAGAAGAUCUUCAUUUUGUGCUGAGGAUGAGGCAAAUGUUUGAAUCAAUCGGUUAUCGAUCCGGUUUCUACCUCUCACAGCUCUUUGCUUCAAACCGAACCGGGGCUCCAUCUUCUUCCUCGGUUCCAAACCAGCAACCUCAGUCUCAAGCUUUUAACUGGGGAACACACUCUCCAUUGCUACCUUCCCCUAGUUUCCAAAACCAGUUACCUUCAUCAACAAGAUUCGGUUUCCUUCAAGAAACCAAUGCUCCUCCUCCUCCUCCACAGAUGCUUCCUCCAAUGGAAGAACACGAAGAUGACAUCAAAUGGCCCAACGGUUUAUCUCUGUUCAAUGCCUUGACUGGCCGUGCAGACGAAGCUAGUAGGCUUCUCUUUAACCAAGAGCAGAACCCCAUGAAUCUCGAGAACAACCAGAACGAGUUCUUGAGCCUUGAAAGUCAUCAAGAAAACCAUCCUAACAAGUUUAGAAGAAGCUAUACAUUGCCAGCAAGAAUGGACUCUUCUUCUUCAUCAACCUCGCUUGACCAGCAAUCACUGGAGUUUAGGAACAACUCUGGAACCAAUCCAGGAAUGUUCCAUGACGUUAUGGAGACGUUCUUGAGAUGA